Molecule: messenger RNA, 528 nt
Organism: Protopolystoma xenopodis
Lineage: Eukaryota; Metazoa; Platyhelminthes; Monogenea; Polystomatidea; Polystomatidae
Source: the annotation of a GenBank genome assembly
AUGGCGAGUCUGUCAACGACUAGUCGAAGACAAUGGGGCAGUCUCGACCUCUGGACACGUGUGAUUGGCCCGUUCGCCAGCCAAUCAGACACCGGUGCUAGAGCCGAGCCGUUGACGCACCUUCUUUGUUCUUCCACCCUCAAAGCCUCGUCAUUCUCAUCUCUUCAGUCUGCCCUCUUUGUCCUCUUCCCCUGCUCGCGCAUUUCUCCAAUGUCCGCCGAAGUUGCCGAAGUCGAGCCCGAGAACGUGAGGAAAUCGACGGGUGGACUCUCGUACGAUGUGCUCAAGGAUGAGCAUCACGAGACCGUCAACCCUCCCGCCAGGCUUCAGGAGAAGACGCACGAAGAGCCGAAGUCCGAAGACUUGGAGAAAAAGAUGAAAGAGACAGACGAGCGCCGCAAGGCGCUUGAAGAGGAGAAGGUGCACAAGCUGAAAGAGCACCUCGAGCGCGUCGAGCACGUGGUCGAGUCGCACAAGCAGAACGGCUCGACGGUCGAGGAGGCGGAAAAGAAGUCGGAGGAGCCGUGA